AUGGCAGUUAUUUUAUAUGGACCAAGUCUAGCUUUAAGUCAAGUAACUGGAUUAAAUAUUUGGAUUGCAGUUGGAUUAUGUGGAAUAGUUUUUAUAAUUUAUACAAGUAUUAGAGGAAUAAAAGCAGUCACUGGAACAGAUGUUAUAGAAGCAUCGCUUAUAUUUAUUGGUUUGACUAUAUCAACUAUUAUUGAUAUUACUGACGCAGGUGAAACAUCUAAAUUAUAUAAAACUGUGAAAGUUAAUAAUCGAUUGCAAUUUUCUGUUGUUGAUUUUGAUCCAUCAAUUCGUUAUACAAUGUGGAAUAUAUUUAUUAGUGUAAUAUUUUCAAGCACAGCUCAAUAUGCUUGUAUUCAAACCCAAGCACAAAGAUAUAUGUCUGGCAAAGAUACAAAAGUUGCACAAAAAGUUGUAUGGACAAAUUAUAUUAUGUUAGUAUCUAUGCAUAUAUUAUGUUUAUGGGUUGGAUGCUUACUCUAUAAUAAAUAUAGUCAAUGUGAUCGUCUUCGAACUAAAAUUAUUUCUUGA
This is a messenger RNA of Adineta steineri, 528 nucleotides long. NCBI's taxonomy places the organism in Eukaryota, Metazoa, Rotifera, Eurotatoria, Adinetida, Adinetidae. The record is from the annotation of a GenBank genome assembly.